CAUCCCCGCUCCUCGCCCGCUCGCGCGCCCCCGGCUCGUGCGCCCCCGGGGCCGGAUCCCGCCCGCCGCGCAGGGGACGUGCCGCUACCCCGCGUCUGCGGCGAGGAGGACGCGCAGCCAUGGGCCGCCUGGCCAGGAGGGUGGCGGCGCUGCUGCUCGGGCUGCUCGCGGAGUGUACAGAGGCCAGAAAGCACUGCUGGUACUUCGAAGGACUUUAUCCGACAUAUUAUAUAUGUCGCCCCUUCGAGGACUGCUGUGGCUCCCGGUGCUGCGUGCGGGCGCUCUCCAUCCAGAGGCUCUGGUACUUCUGGUUCCUCCUCAUGAUGGGCGUGCUCUUCUGCUGCGGAGCCGGCUUCUUCAUCCGGAGACGCAUGUACCCCCCGCCGCUGAUCGAGGAGCCCGCCUUCAACGUGUCCUACACCAGGCAGCCCGCGAGCUCCACUCCAGGGGCCCAGCAGCUGGGGCUGCCCUAUUACACCGACCCGGGAGGACCAGGCGUGACUCCUGCGGGGAACCCCGUGGCGAUGGCGUUCCAGGUCCAGCCCAGCUCGCCCCAGGGAAGCUCUGCCUACCCACCGCCCCCCUCCUACUGCAACACGCCCCCGCCCCCGUAUGAGCAGGUGGUGAAGGACAAGUAGGGGGGCCUCCUGGCGCCUGCCUGUGCGCUGGGCCCGGGAGGCAGGGAGGGCUGUCAGCCCCCCGGUCCCCAUCCGCGCUCACUCCCAGGAACGGCCUUGUGAGCCACUAAGGGCGAACUCCUCUGCUAUCUUCAAAGCACGCCCAGCCUCCCCUCAAGUUUUCCUCGGAGGACCAGCAUCCGAAUUCACCCCCCGUCUCCUCUGUUGCUCCUGUUCCCGAUGUGAUCUGUGCUCCGGCUGCGUGGACGGUCCCGAGGGGUGACACCCUGGGGUCGCCUGCCCAGAUCCUCAGGAGAGAGACCAGGCCGGAGGCCCGGCGGGACACGUGCGGCUGAGUGAUGCCGGGGGCGGGGGCAGGGCGCCCAGCUCGGGGCUUCCUCCCACCCUGGGAGGCCCUGCGCCCGGCAGGCUGCUCGCUGAAGUCAGCCCCCAACCCCGAGUCACCGUCCCAGCCCCUUGUCCCGUCAGCCUUCCUCUUCAAAAAGCUGUUAGAGAUGCAGUGGGUGGAGAAGCGGCCUCUCAGCACCUUUCCAUCCCCUCUCACUUGCUAAAGCCGAGGGAGGCCGCCCUGUGCACACCCAGCCCCGGGGAGCAUCGCGUCUGGCUGUCCCCGCAGGGAGCUGAGCCAGCGGAAUCAGGCCCAGCGGGAUGUCUGUAGUUAACCUGAAAAUCACUAAGGAAAGUUAUUUAAAUUCAUGGGAAAUUGCCCCCGGCCUCAUACCGGGUCGUUGCAUUUUAUGAGUUUUUGGUCUGACCUGGGGAGGAAAAAAUUGUGCCCCCCCCGCCCCAUUGUUAGUGGGUCCUUUGAGGUCAGGCUCCGAGUCUUCCCUGGGUGCCAGCCUGCAGCUCUCCGGUCUGUGAUGGUGACCAGAUGUCUGUGCCCUGACGUCAGGCAGCUCUGAUGGUGGGUCUUGCUGGACACUUUCCAAGCAGGCACAUCCGGCUGGGAGCCACACUGGCCCUUGGACAGAGGCGGCGUAGGAGCCUGGGUGUCUGACCUCAGCAGGUGUGCGCUGGGCUCUGAACAGGAGAAGUUUGCUAAGAAAAAGAAAGCGAAACCCCAGGGCUGCGGAGAGGGAUCUCUUCAAAAAGAACGGAAUAGAUCUCACUGGUGGGCUGGUCAAAAUGAGAACCAAGAUGUGGUUGGAGCCGCCAGCCCCGACCCGGGAGCCCCCUCACCCUGGGAUCACAGGUUGCCGGGGGCCAUCACUGGGCCGGGGUCCUGCCCCCCUGUGUAGGUAGUAACGCCCGUGGCCGUGGAUCUAAACCCAGAUUGAGACCUGCCCGGUCAGGUAUAGAGGAUCAGAGGGCACAGCCAAGACAGGAAGGUCCCUGUGUGGGGGGUGGGGGGGUGGGGGGGGUGCUUUUUGAAAUGAACUAACCAGAGCCUGUUGAGAAGUUGUCAGUCACUGAACUUGAGCUGGAGUGGGCGCUGCCUUCGUUCCCACGGCCCCCGGCUUGGUGUCCCUGGUCUAUGGGGGACGAGUGAGGAGUCAGGAUGGGGCCACCGAGACUUCCCUUUCCUGAGGAUGGAGAAUCCGGGAGCCUCCCAGGGGCCCCGGAGAGCCUGGACACGGACGCUGCCGCCGGUGUCUCCGACCACCCGCACGUGACCUCUGAGCCCCUGCCCCCACACUCCAGUCCUUGAUGGGACGAGGCCACAAAGCACAACACUCGCUGUUUACAGCCAAGGGCGGCCCCGUGGCUCCCUGAGUUCCUCCUCCUGCAGGGCGUCCGUUUUGCAUUUUCAACAUCACUUUCUCCCUUUUACUGUCUUGAUAACGAAGCACACGCAGAGCUGCCCCCUGGAUUGGAUCUUUGCUGCUGGACAGACGCCCACAUGCCCGGGACUAAAUUCUGUUGAUCUUUUUGAUAGCACAUGAUUUUAAGGGACUGGGUGGUGCCGGUGGCACUCACCACUUUUAUAUUCAUGUUUGUGUGAGAGAAGUUCUGUGUCCCCUUGACCCUGGCUGAGAACGGUGGGCACCUGUGUGUGGAGAGUCCACUCGCGGCAACAUCGCCUGCCCACGGGUCCCUCCGCGCUGUGGGGGGACUGUGCCCACGGCUGGGAGCAGAUCUGUGCAUGUUUCUCCUCUGCAACUUGGCUCAUUUCUCUUUUCUGUUCUUUUGAUAGGGUCCUGUUUCCUAUGUAUGCAGAAUAAAAAUAAAUUUGGCCACGU
This is a messenger RNA of Camelus dromedarius (Arabian camel), 2818 nucleotides long. It is a transcript of the gene VOPP1, whose product is annotated as VOPP1 WW domain binding protein. The coding region runs from base 120 to 638 and encodes 172 amino acids. The transcript has 5 exons. The record is from RefSeq and is a predicted model, not a curated record. Gene Ontology annotation, cellular component: cytoplasmic vesicle membrane. NCBI's taxonomy places the organism in Eukaryota, Metazoa, Chordata, Mammalia, Artiodactyla, Camelidae.